GGGCGGGGCUGCUCUAUGAGCGCGUUUCGAGCCGGCCCGGCUUCCGUAGCUGGACGCGGGCGGUGGCGGCGCCACGUCCCGGAAGGUGUCCGGGAAGAAGUCGGUCGGGCCUGGGGACAGUUUGAAGUAACUAUGGCCUUCACGCUGUACUCCCUGAUGCAGGCGGCCCUGCUGUGCGUGAACGCCAUCGCUGUGCUGCACGAGGAGCGCUUCCUCAAGAACAUUGGCUGGGGAGCAGACCAGGGGAUUGGUGGAUUCGGAGAGGAGCCGGGAAUUAAAUCUCAACUAAUGAACCUUAUUCGCUCUGUAAGAACCGUGAUGAGAGUGCCAUUGAUAAUAGUAAAUUCAAUUACUAUUGUAUUGCUUUUAUUAUUUGGCUGAACAUCGUUGGAAAAUCAGAGACUCAGAAGAAGAGAAGCCCCAGAAGUUACAAUUUCUGUUGUGAUUGGAAUAGUCAUGUUUCAGCAGGCUCGUCUUGCAGUUCACCAAAAAAAAAAAAAAAAAAAAAGUUGACAAUAAAACCAGAGUUUCUGUCUAUCUGAUUUGUUUUUUUAAAUUGUUGUUGCACUUGUAGAUGAGAUGAUCAAAAGCAGGAGCACUCCCAGAUUGGAGUAUACUUGUUUUAGCUAAAGUAGGUAAAGGCUAGGAAAGGGCACAGGAUUGCUCCCCCCAUGUCAUCCCAUACGGCUGCUGCCUCCAUGUCAUCCCAUACGGCUGCUGCCUCCAUGUCAUCCCAUAUGGCUGCUACUUCCAUGUCAUCCCGUACGGUGCUCUCUUACAACUCAGGGAUGGAUUUAGAUAUGACCUGAGUGGAGUUAACUUCCUAUAGCAACUUAAGUAACAAUUACAUCUAAUUGACAAAUUGGUAUUUGGGUGAUUUAUUUUGAACUCUUUGGUUAACUCAUUUUUGCUAUAAAGAAAUUUAUAUGUAACUGUAUGGGGCAAUACCCUGCUUUCUGAGAGAAUUCUAAUUCUGGAAACCAGUUGUUUGGGAACUGUGGUUUUAAGUUCUUUUCAUGCCAUUGUUUAUUAGUUGAUCUGAACAAUGAGACCAGACUACAUACAUAUUUUCCUUGGUAGGAAGUCUUGCCUGUUUUACAAGGAUUUGUUUUAUAAAAUCAGUGUAACUGUUAGUUGGCAAAAUCAGCCAACAAACCUGUAUCAAAAUGCCUGAUCCAGUCACAAACUAACCUGUAUCAAAAUGCCUGAUCCAGUCACAAACUAACCUGUAUCAAAAUGCCUGAUCCAGUCACAAACUAACCUGUAUCAAAAUGCGUGAUACAGUCACAAACUAACCUGUAUCAAAAUGCCUGAUCCAGUCACAAACUAACCUGUAUCAAAAUGCCUGAUCCAGUCACAAACUAACUGCUCACGUGACUGUUUAUUGAGACGCAGUUGCCUCUCCCAGGUCAUAUUUCCAUUUCUUGGUAGAGUGGCAUGCUAUAGGUAUGAUCUUAGUUUUUCAUGCUGUCUGUCAGUAGAUCAUUAAUGCUAGGGAGCCUCUGUUUGCUUGUCUGUCUUUUGUUAAUGUCGUAGGCCAACUCUGUGGUAGUCAGUGCUCAUCUCAUAAUACUGUUAUUCAGUUUUAGGUAGGAAGAUUUAAACUGUGCAAAUAUUGUAUGAAAUGUUUCAGUUACAAUAAUUUAAAGGGGUGAGAUGGCAUCUUUCUGUACAGAAAACUUUUAUAAAUAAAGUUGACUUUUCACCUUAA
Mastomys coucha (southern multimammate mouse) is the source of this 1711-nucleotide messenger RNA. RefSeq names its product immediate early response 3 interacting protein 1 (gene Ier3ip1). Gene Ontology annotation, biological process: endoplasmic reticulum to Golgi vesicle-mediated transport. The record is from RefSeq and is a predicted model, not a curated record. NCBI's taxonomy places the organism in Eukaryota, Metazoa, Chordata, Mammalia, Rodentia, Muridae. The transcript has 3 exons. Gene Ontology annotation, cellular component: COPII-coated ER to Golgi transport vesicle; Golgi membrane; endoplasmic reticulum membrane. Bases 16 to 381 code for a protein of 121 amino acids.